This is a messenger RNA of Eubalaena glacialis (North Atlantic right whale), 1800 nucleotides long. RefSeq names its product chitinase domain containing 1 (gene CHID1). Gene Ontology annotation, cellular component: extracellular region. The transcript is spliced from 15 exons. The coding region runs from base 147 to 1724 and encodes 525 amino acids. Lineage: Eukaryota; Metazoa; Chordata; Mammalia; Artiodactyla; Balaenidae. Gene Ontology annotation, molecular function: chitin binding; oligosaccharide binding. Gene Ontology annotation, biological process: carbohydrate metabolic process. The record is from RefSeq and is a predicted model, not a curated record.
CGGCGGCGGCGUGCGGGCUUCCUGAGGCGGGACUUCCGACGGCGUUCGCGAGCGUCUUCCGGCAACGUUAGAAAGUGGUCAGGCCGGUCUCCGGGACAUGAAGCCCCCUGGCCCCCGAGGUUGGACCCUGCUGUGACACGCCCACCAUGCAGGUGCUCCUCGGCACGCUCUGGCUUGCCCUGGCCUGCGGCUCUGUUCACGCCACCCUGUCAAAGUCAGAUGCCAAAAAGGCUGCCUCGAAGACGCUGCUGGAGAAGACUCAGUUUUCAGGCAAGCCCGUCCACGAGCGGGGUCUGGUGGUGACAGACCUCAGAGCCGAGGAUGUGGUUCUCGAGCAUCGCAGCUACUGCUCAGCGAAGGCCCACAAAAGGCACUUUGCUGGGGACAUCCUGGGCUACGUCACGCCAUGGAACAGACACGGCUACGAUGUCGCCAAGAUCUUCGGGGGCAAGUUCACCCACAUCGCGCCCGUGUGGCUGCAGCUGAAGAGGCACGGCCGCGAGAUGUUUGAGGUCACGGGCCUUGACGACGUGGACCAAGGGUGGAUGCGGGCAGUCAGGAAGCAGGCCAAGGGCCUACGUGUGGUGCCUCGGCUCCGGUUCGAGGACUGGACGUACGAGGACUUCCAGAACGUCCUGGACAGCGAGGACGAGAUCGAGGAGCUCAGCAGGACCGUCGUCCAGGUGGCCAAGAGCCAGCACUUUGACGGCCUGGUGGUGGAGGUCUGGAACCAGCUGCUGAUCCAGAAGCACGCGGGCCUCAUUCACCUGCUCACCCACAUGGCCGAGGCACUGCACCAGGCCCGGCUGCUUGCCUUCUUGGUCAUCCCGCCCGCUGUCGCCCCUGGGACCAACAAGCUGGGCGUGUUCACGCACAAGGAGCUUGAGCAGCUGGCCCCCGUGCUGGAUGGCUUCAGCCUCAUGACCUAUGACUACUCCACGGCGCAGCAGGCCGGCCCCAGCGCACCGCUGUCCUGGGUGCGAGCCUGCGUCCAGGUCCUGGACCCCAAGUCCAAGUGGCGGAGCAAGAUCCUGCUGGGACUCAACUUCUACGGCAUGGACUACUCAGCCUCCAAGGACACCCGCGAGCCCGUCAUCGGGGCCAGUUGUCUCAGCCACGUAGCCGACGUUGGAUCAAAAGCUGCAGAUGGCGUCAAGCAUCCCAAGAGCGUUGUGCUAAUUAAGUAUAACGCAAUAAUUUUGGACGAUUCGAGCUGGUUGAUGGGGGUCGUGGCUGUUCCUGGCCCAGGCCCCGUGGGAGCAAAUCCGGACGUCCCCUGGAUGGCCACCACUUCAUUUCCCACUGCUCUGUCCAGCCCCAACCCACUGCCGAUGUGCCUGCGGCUGGCCCCGAACCUCCCCCGCAACUGGAGAAGUUGCUGCUUCUCCUGCAGCACCCCAGGCCGACCCCGGGAGCGCCUGCCCGCACCACCGGCCCAGCAGGCGCCGCGCCCACAGCGCGGGGCCCGCGCUCCACCCGCACGCAGUGCCGCCAGCUCAGGGUACAUCCAGACGCUGAAGGACCACCGGCCCCAGAUGGUGUGGGACAGCCAGGCCGCAGAGCACUUCUUCGAGUACAAGAAAAGCCGCGGUGGGAGGCACGUCGUCUUCUACCCGACGCUGAAGUCCUUGCAGGUGCGGCUGGAGCUGGCCAGGGAGCUGGGCGUCGGGCUGUCCAUCUGGGAGCUGGGCCAGGGCCUGGACUACUUCUACGACCUGCUGUAGGCCUGGCCUGGAGCCGGCCUGAGCUUUUCCAAGAGACGGAGGGACUGACAGGCAAAAUACAGACUCUUCCAUUUCC